Messenger RNA from Podospora pseudocomata, 842 nucleotides. RefSeq lists its product as uncharacterized. The record is from RefSeq and is a predicted model, not a curated record. The coding region runs from base 283 to 546 and encodes 87 amino acids. The transcript has 3 exons. NCBI's taxonomy places the organism in Eukaryota, Fungi, Ascomycota, Sordariomycetes, Sordariales, Podosporaceae.
GGUCAUCCUCCAAACUUGCCUCUACUAGUGGAGAUCCGAUUGCAAAUCCCAACCUUGUGACUUGACGCUCCUCCCUCAUGAUAGGCAAACUAAGGUAGGUAGCGUUAUGCACCACCGUUUUAGGAAGAGAAAAGGGUCCAACAUCUGCCGUGCUUAACGCGGUUACCCAUGGAGAUAGGUGACAAGCUUGUCCGCGGCUUAGUUAGCCCCCAAAUGGUCCAUGUGUGUAACAAGUGAUGGAUCAUGUGGUUCCCUCCUUCCAUCUGUUAAUAAGUGCGGUUGAUGGUGGGUGGUGUGUUCAGCAUAUAUAUACCCCGCUCUUUUAGUCCCCCAUUCUUGCCCACCUACCUAUCUACCCCUCUUCAAACUCUCACCCCUUCCACUAUCGUGAACUUCAACUUACACUCUCAACUUUUCACUCAAACCAAACAACCAACAACCCGCCAAACACUUCAAGUAACCAUGCACGACGGAAGCUGCCCCAAGUGCGGUGCCGCCUCAGAGGGCAAGUCCUGCGGCAGCUGCGGAGCUACCUGCCCCAACUAGCAGACUUCCCCUUCCCGUCGUUCACCCUCCCCCACCAACUCCCAACGGCAUCGGUUCCUUCUGUCUCAACUAGACGGCCAACUCCCCCUCCACAAUCUCACCCGUCCACACCGCCAACAAGAACAACGGAAAAGACACCGCCAACAAAUGGGCUUUGCCGGGUUCAUAGGCCGUCAAGCAGGGAGUUACGUCUACCUAGCCAAUGUUCGAAAGGUGGUGGAUGACGGAGAAACUAGUUCCUGAUUUCCAAUUUUUCUUUCUCGCUGUUUUUUGGUAUUUUUUAUUUGUUUCCAUGA